GGAAGAAGUUGGAAGAAAGUAAAGACGACGACUCUGAACACUGCAACCCCCGAGUUCCACCGUUCCAAAAAGUUUGAUUCUCGUAUCACUUCCAAUGGCUUCUUCCUCAACAUCUGCUUUCUAGAGCCCUAAAGCUAUUGGGACUCGAAAUGAGAAGAUGGAUCAACCGCAGCGAGCAUUAUCGGCUUCAGCAGUCUCCACUUCCCGCGCUUACCAGUUUCACCCUGCUCGAGCUGCCAUUGUUAAUCUCUUCGACCUCUACUUAGGAAGAAGUAACCGUCCAAAGCCUGAAGAUUCGUCUCGAGAACCUCCGAACAAGGCUCAAAAGCGUGUACUAGCUAUUAACAGAGAGCUUCCUCCUCGAAAUGAGCAAUUCCUUUUAGAUUUUGAGCAAGUUCAGAAUCAAUUUGCAGACCAUGAUCAAUUGCGUGCUGUGACUGAGUCAGUUCUCAUCUCCCUAGUGGUGCAGUGCAGUGGUCAUGUACCAAGGGCAGAAUUUCUCCUCUUUUCUUUACGAAGUUUAUGCAGUAUAUGUUACAUCAAUUGGGACACCUUUUUGCCAUCCCUUCUUUCUUCAGUCUCAUCUGCAGAAGUUUCUGUGGGCCAGGGAACCCAAGCCACGCCUACUGUCUCAUCAACGAAUUUGUCACAGUCUGCGGUGCUUCCAGUCUCAAACCCAGUCCCUAAUAGUUCUACUUUUCAGUCUUCCAAUCCUGCCUCUCCAUUACCAUCAGUUCAUGGAAUCAGUUCACCUGCUCAAUCAAGUAUUGAUCCAUCUUCUUGCACAGCAUUAUCACCAAUCAAAUCCUCUGAUCUUUCUGGGGCAGGAUUGCAGUCUGCAGUUAGGAUCAAUUCAUUUUUUAGAAAUAAUGCAAUAAGUAGUCUACGUCAGCUUUGUUGCAAGAUUAUCUUAAGUGGUCUUGAAUUUAAUUUGAAACCAGCGACCCAUGCUGAUAUAUUUUCCCAUAUGCUGAAUUGGAUGGUUAAUUGGGAUCAGCGGCAACAAGGGAUUGAGGAAUCUGAGCAUAUGAAUUCCUGGAGGCCUGACAAGGCUCUCAUUGAAUGGCUACAUAGCUGUUUGGAUGUGGUCUGGCUUUUAGUUGAAGAGAACAAAUGCCGAGUGCCCUUCUAUGAAUUACUACGCAGUGGCUUGCAAUUUAUAGAUAACAUUCCUGACGAUGAAGCGUUGUUUACACUCAUCUUGGAGAUCCAUAGGAGGCGAGAUAUGAUGGCAAUGCAUAUGCAGAUGUUAGAUCAACACCUUCAUUGCCCUACAUUUGGGACUCAACGUAUUUUUUCUCAAACAAUGCACAACAUAUCUGGUGAAGCAGUAGCAAGCUUGCGCUAUUCACCAAUAACAUAUCCAAGUGUACUGGGUGAACCAUUGCAUGGGGAGGAUGUUGCAUCUACUAUUCAGAGAGGCACUCGAGAUUGGGAAAGAGCUAUGCGUUGUAUAAGGCAUGCUCUUCGUACAACUCCAUCACCUGACUGGUGGAAGCGUGUGCUUCUUGUGGCUCCUUGCUAUAGGUCUCCUUCUCAAGGGCCCACUCCUGGUGCUGUUUUUACAUCUGAGAUGAUAUGUGAGGCGACAAUUGACAGAAUCUUUGAGCUAUUGAAGUUGACGAAUUCAGAGAUACAUUGCUGGCAGGAGUGGCUUGUCUUCUCAGAUAUAUUCUAUUUUCUUAUGAAAAGUGGAUGUAUUGAUUUUGUGGACUUUGUGGCCAAGCUGUUCUCGCGUGUAGCAGAGGGAGGUCACCAUGUUUUGAGGACAAAUCAUGUCACUUGGCUGUUUGCACAAAUCAUUCGGGUUGAAAUUGUGAUAACUGCUUUGAAUUCAGAUGCAAGGAAGGUGGAGACGACAAGAAAACUAUUAUCUUUUCAUAGAGAAGAUAAAAGCGCUGAUCCAAAUAAUCCUCAAAGCAUCCUGCUUGAUUUUAUUAGUAGUUGUCAAAACUUGCGUAUUUGGUCGUUGAACACAAUAACAAGAGAAUAUUUGAAUAAUGAGCAGCUGCAGAAAGGAAAACAAAUAGAUGAAUGGUGGAGGCAAGCAAGUAAAGGUGAUCGCAUGAUGGAUUAUAUGAACAUGGAUGACAGAUCAAUUGGAAUGUUUUGGGUUGUCUCAUACACCAUGGCGCAGCCAGCAUGUGAAACUGUGAUGAAUUGGUUAUCUUCUGCUGGGGUUCCAGAACUAUCAUCAGCACAAAAUUUGCAGACCAAUGAGAGGAUGAUGGCUAUGCGAGAAGUGAGCCCACUGCCGAUGUCUUUAUUAUCAGGUUUCUCAAUGAACUUGUGCUCGAAGCUGGCCCAUCAAAUGGAAGAAUCUUUAUUUUCUGGACAGGUUGUUCCCAGUAUUGCAUUGGCUGAAACGUAUUGUAGAUUGCUUCUUCUUGCACCACACUCAUUGUUUCGUUCUCAUUUUAGUCAUUUAGCACAAAGAAAUCCUUCUCUAUUGAGCAAACCCGGUGUUACACUUUUAGUGCUUGAAAUUCUGAACUACCGGUUACUUCCUCUUUACAGGUACCAAGGCAAGAGUAAGGCAUUGAUGUAUGAUGUGACAAAAAUAAUUUCUGCACUUAAAGGAAAGCGUGGAGACCAUCGUGUAUUUAGAUUGGCUGAAAACUUGUGCAUGAAUCUUAUUUUUACAUUAAGAGAUUUUUUCUUUGUGAAAAGGGAAGGGAAGGGUCCAACUGAAUUUACCGAGACACUAAAUCGAUUAGCUGUGGUCACUCUUGCUAUCCUUAUAAAAACACGUGGAAUAGCUGAUGCUGAUCACUUGCUGUAUCUUCAGACAAUGUUAGAACAGACAAUGGCCACCAGCCAACAUACUUGGUCAGAAAAAACUCUGCGGUAUUUCCCGUCUGUUCUUCGCGAGGCAUUGAUUGGGAGAAUAGAUAAGAGAGGUGUAGCUAUUCAAGCAUGGCAGCAGGCAGAAACUACUGUGAUUAACCAAUGCAACCAACUUCUUUCCCCAUCAGCCGAUCCUACAUAUGUCAUGACGUACAUAAGUCAUAGUUUUCCGCAGCAUAAACAGUAUCUAUGUGCUGGUGCAUGGAUACUUAUGCAAGGACACCCUGAAAAUAUUAACUGCACGACCUUGGCACGUGUAUUGAGAGAAUUUUCACCGGAAGAGGUAACAGCUAAUAUUUACACAAUGGUGGAUGUGCUGCUUCAUCACAUUCAAAUUGAACCUCAGCAUGGACAUUCCACACAGGAUAUUUUGCCUAAAGUUUGCACGAAUCUUUCAUUCUUCGUUUGGACUCAAGAAUUACUUCCUCUUGACAUUCUGCUCCUAGCUUUCAUUGACCGUGAUGAUGAUCCCAAUGCUCUACGCAUAGUGAUGAGUCUACUUGAUAGACAAGAGCUUCAACAGCGAGUGAAACUAUAUCGUAUCAGUCGGGGCUCCCCUGAACACUGGCUUCACUCUGUAGUGUUCAAAAGAAAUGAUUUACAAAAGGCUCUUGGGAAUCAUCUUUCAUGGAAGGACAGGUAUCCCGUAUUUUUUGACGAUAUUGCAGCCCGAUUGCUUCCAGUAAUUCCACUGAUAGUUUAUAGACUUAUUGAAAAUGAUGCCGUAGAUCAAGCUGACAGAGUACUGGCCAUGUAUUCUCCAUUUUUGGCCUAUCACCCUCUUAGAUUUACGUUUGUCCGUGAUAUACUUGCAUACUUCUAUGGCCACCUACCUAACAAGCUCAUUGUUCGGAUUUUGUAUGUACUUGAUAUCAGCAAGAUUCCAUUUUCUGAGUCAUUCCCUCAACACAUUGGGUCAACUGGUUCUGUCAUGUGCCCACCUAUGGAUUACUUUGCUACCCUCUUGUUGGGGCUAGUAAAUAAUGUUAUACCUUCGUUACAGACAUUAAAAUUGGGAACGGCAAGUGAUAAUUCAAGUAAUUCAAUGCGUCCAUCACACAACAAAGCCCCUGGAACAACUCCACCGGGGGCAACAACCGCUCCCGAGAGCCAGAAAGCAUUUUAUCAAAUUCAGGACCCUGGCACAUAUACUCAGCUUGUUCUUGAAACAGCAGUCAUAGAAUUACUUUCUCUCCCAGUCUCAGCUGGUCAGAUUGUGUCAUCGCUGGUUCAAAUUGUUGUCAAUAUACAACCAACACUAAUUCAAUCAAGCAACAACAUACAUGGAGGUCCAAAUAGCAUGGGUCAAGGAUCAGCAUUACCAACAUCUCCCUCCGGAGGAAGCACAGACUCCUUGAAUGCCGGAAGAUCGAAUACCUCAGUAUCUGGAAUAAAUACUCCAAACUUUGUUUCACGAAGUGGGUAUACAUGCCAACAGCUUUCGAGCCUGAUGAUCCAAGCAUGUGGUCUUCUACUGGCGCAGCUUCCCCAAGAAUUUCAUGUUCAACUUUAUCUUGAGGCGUCACGCAUUAUAAAAGAAACUUGGUGGUUGUCUGACACUACAAGAUCCUUAGGAGAACUAAACUCUGCUGUUGGUUAUUCUUUGAUGGAUCCAACAUGGGCGGCACAAGACAAUACCUCAACGGUUAUUGGUAACACGGUUGCACUUCUUCACUCUUUAUUCAGUAAUCUCCCACAGGAAUGGCUGGAAGGGGCCCAUGUAAUUAUCAAGGAUCUCAGGCCCAUCACAUCGGUGGCAAUGCUGAGAAUAGUAUUCCGGAUUACGGGUCCACUGCUCCCCAAACUUGCAAAUGCUCAUAGCCUAUUCUGCAAGACUCUUUCCUCACUUUUGAGUAUAAUGGUGGAUGUAUUUGGGAAGAACUCACAAGCAUCGGUACCAGUUGAAGCCGCAGAAAUAGAAGACCUCAUUGAUUUUCUCCACCAUGUUAUCCAUUAUGAAGGGCAGGGAGGGCCCGUUCUAGCUAACAGCAAGCCCCGACAAGAAGUUUUGGCUAUUGUAGGAAGAGCUUUGGAAAAUUUGCGUCCAGAUGUGCAACACCUCCUUUCCCACUUGAAGCCUGACACCAGUUCUUCUAUCUAUGCUGCAGCGCAUCCAAAGCUGGUUCAAAAUCCAGCUUGACCAUAGGCUAAACUGGAGUUUCUUAUAAAAUUGUUGGUUUGGUUAAUUGUCAUAUAUUGAUUAUUUAGUUGGUCUGCAACUGAUUUAGUUUGUGCAAGUGGCUUCUAUUAAGCUUCUUACUAGUUGUAGAUUAAUAGGUUAUUUUACCAGCCCAGUUUAGGUAAAAAAUAGAUUGAGAUGUACAUUAAACUGAAAUUAGUGGAAAUAACACUUCCACAUGAGUUGUGGAAGUUUUCAUGGUAUCA
This is a messenger RNA of Momordica charantia (bitter melon), 5232 nucleotides long. RefSeq names its product mediator of RNA polymerase II transcription subunit. Gene Ontology annotation, cellular component: transcription regulator complex; mediator complex. NCBI's taxonomy places the organism in Eukaryota, Viridiplantae, Streptophyta, Magnoliopsida, Cucurbitales, Cucurbitaceae. The record is from RefSeq and is a predicted model, not a curated record. Gene Ontology annotation, biological process: regulation of transcription by RNA polymerase II; positive regulation of gene expression.